UGACAAAGCACCAUUUACCUGGAACACAGUUUUAAGUGCAAGUUGGUUGCAAGUGUCUGGCAUUGCAACCUCUUGUUCAUUCUGUAAUGGCAGGGAAGUACAUGUAUUUUUCUUGCAAAGAUUGACAAUUUACUUGGGGUGAUCCCAACUAUAUGUAUGGAUCAGUUCUGAUUCAAUUGAGAUGGGAAUACCCUGGCUUAAUACUCGAGCAUUAUGAACUCUGAAGUCUAAAGAAAAGUGAAAACUAAUUCAGGGUGAUCCCGGGCUAAAGACAGUAUAGUGAACACUCACCUUACCAAUUUACGGGGUAUUCAGAGUUUGUUUUGCUCACUGCCAAGGAUAAAGAGUGGUUCCUGUUACCUGCAGUGAGGCAUAAUAAGAUCCCAAAUAGAGUCUCAACAUGCAAGUGUUGGAACUUGAUAUACAUUUUAAGCCUAUUCCUGGACAGCUUAAGCUUUUGAGGUAACUGGUUACAUAACAGUACAAUUUACUGUUGUAGAUUAAUAAGCUUUUCUAGUCAAAAUUAACUUGUGAGUACCUAAAGUAACAAGGCAUUGGAAUCGUGGAGGGUUUCUGUCUCAUUUCAUUAGUGAAAUAAAGCUUCAAAGAGUUGCUAUUUAUGAGCGAGUAUUAAGAGAGUUCCAAUGUAAGGCUGGUUUAAAGAUUUCAGUUAUUUGCUUUCAUGAUGUCCUACUUUAACGGGCAUGACUCCUUUUGGAUUGUGAUUGCAGUGUUGACAAGCAAUGCAACUUUUCCAGACAAGAUACCAUCGUCUAGCUCUUCUUUGUUUGAUCAGCAAUCAACUGACGCAUCUUCCUCUGGGAAUUCACGUAGAUUUACUUCACUUCGGCAACUCUCCAACAAUUUUGCCCAGUUUAAUAAUUUGCAAGGCCCACUUCGUUCAAGGAAGACAGUGACUAGAAAGGAUGCUGCAGUUAUUAAUGAAUGGAGGUUUCUAAAGUUGAAAGAGCACAAGGAGGGAAAAAUUGAAGUGGAAAAUGAAGCUUUUGAUCGGUACAUGCAGAACGUUAGUUUACUCGAUGAGGUGCUUACUGUGGAUUCUACACCUGAAGGGUCCACCAAUAAUUGGCCCCCCAGGAGUGAAAAUGUUACAAAGAGAGUGCAAGACAUUGUCAAUCAGGGACUAAGGAAGCUUCAGAAAAUCGAGUUAGGUAAUGGUGACAAUGAUUCCAGUAAGCAAGUUGAACUUGUCGAAUGCAAAAAAAGGGAAAAUCUUGGCGGGCUGAGAGGGUUUCGGCUUUAAGUGAUCUUCAUGAUAAGUUGAAUAAAGCUCAGAAUGAGGAAGAUCUGAAAUAUUGCUUGGAGAUGAAACCCGAACUCUUUAAUCAUCAUCAAAGGACAAGUCAAAUGGAAACCGAAGAAGUUAUUGAGAUAUCUAAACAGGAGACUGCGAACAAUGAAUUUUCACCUGGACUACAAUCAGAUUAUUCUAUACCCAAAUGGUUUUGCACAGCUAAUGUUGAUCAAGAUGCUCUCGAUCUCAUUGAUGUGCGUUUUUCUUCGCUUGAGGAGAUAGAAGCUCUGUAAUUUGGAGUGUUUGGAGAAUGAUAAAUUGCCAAAUUGCCUAGUUUUUGUGAAUCAAAGUCAAUUAGAGAGUUUUAUAAAGGUAA
Messenger RNA from Camellia sinensis, 1631 nucleotides. The record is from RefSeq and is a predicted model, not a curated record. NCBI's taxonomy places the organism in Eukaryota, Viridiplantae, Streptophyta, Magnoliopsida, Ericales, Theaceae.